Molecule: messenger RNA, 2227 nt
Organism: Scaptodrosophila lebanonensis
Lineage: Eukaryota; Metazoa; Arthropoda; Insecta; Diptera; Drosophilidae
Product: beta-galactosidase
Exons: 7
Coding region: 99-2180 (693 amino acids)
Biological process (GO): carbohydrate metabolic process
Cellular component (GO): vacuole
Molecular function (GO): beta-galactosidase activity
Source: RefSeq, a predicted model, not a curated record
UGUGAGGUCGUGUGUGCUGGAGAGUGUUUUUUUUUUAAAAGCGAGCCGAGCUUUAAGCUUAAGUUCAUUGAAUCAGAAGUUGCGGUCGCAAACACACAAUGAGCGGCUGUGGCUGUGGCUGUCGCUGUAGUCGCAAACUAACGCUGGCCAUGAGCGGGUUUCUAAUUAUUUUGUUGGCCGCCGUCGCUGUUGGCUUAGUUGUUGGUCUUGGAAACAGAGACGAUGGAGACGAGCACACGUUCACCAUUGAUCAUGAGGCAAACACCUUUUUAAUGGAUGGUAAGCCCUUUCGAUAUGUUUCCGGAUCUUUUCACUAUUUUCGCGCACUGCCCGACGCUUGGCGCAGUCGCUUGCGGACAAUGCGUGCCUCCGGUCUUAAUGCAUUGGAUACCUAUGUGGAAUGGUCUCUUCAUAAUCCACACGAUGGCGAAUACAAUUGGGAAGGCAUAGCGGAUGUUGUCAAAUUUCUAGAGCUGGCUAAAGAGGAAGGUUUCUACGUAGUGCUCCGUCCGGGUCCAUACAUAUGUGCCGAACGAGAUAAUGGUGGACUUCCGCAUUGGCUCUUUACCAAAUAUCCCGACAUCAAAGUUCGAACCAACGAUGCCAACUAUAUUGCCGAGGUGGGUAAAUGGUAUGCGGAACUGAUGCCGCGUCUACAACAUUUGUUGUAUGGCAAUGGUGGUCCCAUCAUUAUGGUCCAAAUAGAGAAUGAAUAUGGAGUGUAUUAUGCCUGCGAUCACGACUACCUGAACUGGUUGCGCGAUGAGACCGAGAAGUAUGUGCAACAAAAGGCGCUACUUUUCACCGUCGAUAUACCCAAUGAACUGAUGCAUUGUGGCAAGAUUGAGAAUGUGUUUGCCACCACAGACUUUGGCAUUGAUCGCAUUAACGAGAUUGAGAAUAUUUGGAAAAUGCUGCGCGGCGUGCAACCGACUGGACCGCUGGUGAAUUCUGAAUUUUAUCCUGGCUGGCUAACCCACUGGCAGGAAAUGAAUCAGCGUCGCGAUGGUAAGGAAGUGGCUGAUGCCUUAAGAACCAUCCUCAGCUAUAACGCCAGCGUGAAUCUGUACAUGUUCUUUGGCGGCACCAAUUUUGGUUUCACUGCCGGCGCCAAUUACGAUCUAGACGGUGGUGUUGGCUAUGCCGCCGACAUAACUUCGUACGACUAUGAUGCAGUGAUGGACGAAGCGGGCGGCGUUACGCCCAAAUACCAGCUAGUCCGUGACGUUAUUGGAGAGGUCUUGGAGUUACCUGACAUUACGCUAAUGCCAGCAAAGCGUUUGUCGUAUGGAAAGGUGCAGUUAAAGCCCUCCAUGGAGUUGCUUUCGAUCGAGGGGCGCGCAACCUUGUCCAAAGGCACGCCUGUGCAGUCCGAGAAACCGCAAACAUUUGAACAAAUGGAUCAGUAUUCGGGACUAUUGCUCUACGAGACGCAGCUGCCUAGCAUUGAUCUGGAUCCGACGCUACUCACGCUCAAUGAGCUGCGUGAUCGCGCUCAGGUGUUCAUCGAUCAGCAAUUCGUGGGCAUCUUGUCGCGGGAGAAUCGCAUCUAUUCGCUGCCACUGAGCAAGGGCUGGGGCAACACCCUGCAGCUUUUGGUGGAGAAUCAAGGACGCAUCAACUACGAUGUGCUGAAUGAUACAAAGGGUGUCCUGGGCGAUAUUACCGUUCAGCUGCAUAAUGGGGGACAAUUACCUCUGGAAAACUGGACGACGACAGCCUUUCCACUGGAGGAGGCCAGCGUAGAGGCGUGGCGCAAGCAGCGCUCCAAUAAAGAAUUGGCUUCGAAUAUAGCCGCCCAGAAAAUUCUGCUUACUGGCCCCAUUCUGUAUGAGGGCAGCUUUCAGGUCCAGGAUCUGGGCGAUACCUAUCUAAAUGUCGCUGGCUGGGGAAAAGGUGUCGCUUAUGUAAAUGGCUUCAACCUGGGUCGCUAUUGGCCACUGGCUGGACCCCAGAUAACGCUCUAUGUGCCCAACGAGCUCCUGCGUUUGGGCGACAACUCCAUAGUACUGCUCGAGUACCAACAGGUUAACAAAUCUGUGGCUAAUCAAGAACUGCCCACUGUACAGCUCGAUGCAGUUGCCGAAUUAGAUGGCAAUACAGCUCAUUCAUUGGCAAAUGGAGAUUUCGUUUUAAACGGAAGAAUCAAAACAUUAAAUCACACAAAAGAUGAACUUUAAUAAACGAUAUUAGUUUUUGUUGUGAACUAAUUACAAAAAUAGAUACA